AGGUCUUCUGAUAAAACCACUGCUUUCAAGAUUUUUCACUCUACGGCGACGUCGUUUCCCAUUCCAGCAGAGACUCCUAUGACAGUAAAUGAGCAGGACCCACUUACGUUCUGGAAUUUCUUGCCUCACACGCUGCCUUUUGUGGCUCCUUUAUUCAGCGCCCGCGAUCGACUAACCCGCUGGUCACUGGGAGUCAUUGGGAUGCGUCCCAUCUACCAGGGAAGAGGGUCCGGCAGAGGACUUGUGCAGAAAGGACUAGAGAGGGUGAAGCAUAAUCCUGAAGGUGAUCGUCCGGUUUGCGUCGUUUCUUCGGUUGGCCGGCACGGCUUCUAUCAGAAACGCGGGUUC
Cladophialophora carrionii CBS 160.54 is the source of this 348-nucleotide messenger RNA. RefSeq lists its product as uncharacterized. The annotation marks the transcript as partial. The transcript has a single exon. The record is from RefSeq and is a predicted model, not a curated record. Gene Ontology annotation, molecular function: acyltransferase activity, transferring groups other than amino-acyl groups. NCBI's taxonomy places the organism in Eukaryota, Fungi, Ascomycota, Eurotiomycetes, Chaetothyriales, Herpotrichiellaceae.